Molecule: messenger RNA, 847 nt
Organism: Aricia agestis (brown argus)
Lineage: Eukaryota; Metazoa; Arthropoda; Insecta; Lepidoptera; Lycaenidae
Product: THAP domain-containing protein 11-like
Exons: 3
Coding region: 144-782 (212 amino acids)
Molecular function (GO): sequence-specific DNA binding
Source: RefSeq, a predicted model, not a curated record
UUUAUGUUAUUUAAAACGUUAAUACUUCGAUCGCGGAUUCUAGGAAAUGAAAUGAUGAGAAAAUAUUCUAAUUAUUUCUAUUGUUGUCGCGAUCACCGGUGCACUUAUGGGGCUUGAAGGAAAACGUUAAAAAGAGCUCUGAAAUGGGUGGUACGAAGUACUGUUGUGUUGUGGGGUGCAAAAAUUCCCAAUCUCGGAAUCGUGAAUUAACAUUUUAUUCGUUUCCGAGACGGAGUUGGGAAAUUAAAAAAAGAAAUGAUUGGAUAAAAGCUAUCAGAAGAAUAACAUCAGAUAACAAGCCGUGGCAGCCGAAUCAGAACACUCGAAUCUGCAGUGCUCAUUUUAUUGGAGGCAAGCAAUCAAACGUGGAAAACAGCCCAGCAUAUGUCCCAACAAUUUUUCCUCCUAUAUACAAAACAAAAGAAAUAUCACAAUCGGCCUUAGCUAGACACGAGCGACUUCUGAAAAGAAAAGAGAAAAUUAACACGUCAAAAGCUGCAAAACCAGAAGUACAGGAAAAUAAUGCUAGUUACAUUGAAAUAGGAUUAAAUGGAACUCCCAAGAAAGCUGGCAGUACAAACAUUGCUUGUCAAACUGAUGGGUACGAAGAAGAGAGUUCAGAAGGAAAUACUUUCUGGAGUUGGAAUAACGAGAGGAAUGAAGCUUCAACGCAGACAAACAUUCACAUUGGAAAGCCUCAUAAAAAUGAGCGAAUUAUAGUCAAAGUGAUUCCACGGAUAAUAAUCCGAUCUCCACCAUCAUGUAUUUCAAAGACCUCCUGAACAUGAUGGCUUUGGAAUAGUUUGUGUCCUAUAAUCUAUAUACAUAUAUAAAAAUGUAUUUUCAA